Mugil cephalus (flathead mullet) is the source of this 2427-nucleotide messenger RNA. It is a transcript of the gene galnt11, whose product is annotated as UDP-N-acetyl-alpha-D-galactosamine:polypeptide N-acetylgalactosaminyltransferase 11 (GalNAc-T11). Lineage: Eukaryota; Metazoa; Chordata; Actinopteri; Mugiliformes; Mugilidae. Gene Ontology annotation, molecular function: Notch binding. Gene Ontology annotation, biological process: regulation of Notch signaling pathway. Gene Ontology annotation, cellular component: Golgi apparatus. The transcript has 12 exons. Bases 248 to 2020 code for a protein of 590 amino acids. The record is from RefSeq and is a predicted model, not a curated record.
UUGUGAAAGGGUCUAGUGGAAGUGACGCAAUGCUGGAGGCUGCGUCGUGGAAGUGGCGUCUGUUUAGCCGCAGCCACGUUCAGAACUCCGCUGGAAAAUCAGCUGAUUUAAGACGCAGCGGCUAACCGGCUACCAGCAGCCUGACCGGGACCAGCGGUUAACCGGAGUGCCGCUGAGCAAACAGCUCGAGGCCGAUGGACCGCGAAGCCACUCCAGGAGUGUAAUGUAAAGCGAUGCUCGCUCGGCCAUGGCCAGUGUUACGCUGCGCUACUUCUGCUAUGGCUGCCUCUUCACCUCGGCCACCUGGUCCGUCCUCCUCUUCCUGUACUUCUCCCUGGGGGCGGAGCCAGGCCGAGGGAGGACCCCCCUGCAGCACCACAGCCAGCCGCUCGCCAGGAGCCUGGGCGACCGCAGGGCGGGGCCUCGUCUCCAGCCGGCCAAUAAGGGGGCGGAGCUGUCGCCGGAGAUGGGAAUGAUUUUCAACCAGGCGGACCAGGAGGUCAGAGACACCGGUUACCAUAGACACGCCUUCAACGUCCUCAUCUCCACCAGACUGGGAUACCACCGAGACCUCCCGGACACCAGGGACCCCCAGUGCCGGGACCUGUCCUAUCCUGGGGCUCUACCUUCGGCCAGCGUAGUGAUCUGUUUCUUCAACGAGGCGUUCUCCGCCCUGUUGAGGACCGUGCACAGCGUCCUGGACCGAACGCCGGCCUUCCUGCUCCACGAGGUCAUCCUGGUGGACGACCACAGCGAGCUCGAGGAGCUGAAGGACCAGCUGGACCGAUACGUCCGGGACGAGCUGCAGGGGAAAGUCAAACUGGUGAGGAACCAGAGGAGGGAGGGACUCAUCAGAGGACGCAUGAUCGGAGCGUCCCACGCUACGGGUGAGGUGCUGGUCUUCCUGGACAGUCACUGUGAGGUGAACCAGAUGUGGCUGCAGCCUCUGCUGGCUCGGAUCCAGGAGGACCACCGGACCGUGGUCUGCCCCGUCAUCGACAUCAUCUCCGCCGACACGCUGGUCUACUCCCCGUCCCCCAUCGUCAGGGGCGGCUUCAACUGGGGGCUGCACUUCAAGUGGGACCCCGUCCCCCCUUCUGAGCUCAGCGGGCCGGGAGGGGCCACCGGACCCAUCAGGUCUCCCACCAUGGCGGGGGGGUUGUUUGCUAUUAACCGGAACUACUUCAAUGAGCUCGGCCAAUACGACGCCGGCAUGGACAUCUGGGGUGGUGAGAACCUGGAAAUCUCCUUCAGGAUCUGGAUGUGCGGCGGUCAGCUGCUCAUCGUCCCGUGCUCCAGAGUCGGACACAUCUUCAGGAAGCGCCGUCCGUACGGUUCCCCGGGGGGGCGGGACACCAUGGCCCACAACUCCCUGAGGCUAGCGCACGUCUGGAUGGACGAGUACAAGGAGCAGUACUUGGCCCUGCGUCCGGAGCUGCGUGGCCGUAACUAUGGUGACGUCAGUGAGCGGGUGGAGCUGAGGAAGAGGCUGCAGUGUCGCUCUUUUCGCUGGUUCCUCGACAACGUCUACCCGGAGAUGCAGGCCGUCGCCAAUGGCAACAAGCCGGCGCCCCCGCUCUUCAUCAACAAGGGCCUGAGGCGUCCCAACAUCCUGCAGCGAGGACGGCUCCGUCACCUAGCAACCGGUGUCGGCCGGUGUCUGGCUACACACAAACUACUAGCUAACCACCUGAUACCAAUGCAAUGCCGAUACCUGGACCCUGACCCUGGUCCUGUGACCCUCCCCCAGGACUGGACCUACGAUGAGGAUGGACAGCUGGUUCUGGCGGGACUGCUCUGCCUGGACGUGUCCGAGGUCCGGACCUCCGACCCCCCACGACUCAUGAAGUGUCACGGCUCAGGGGGGUCACAGCAGUGGAGCCUGGGGAAGUCCAGACGUCUCUACCAGGUCUCUGUGGGACAGUGUCUCUCCCUCGUCUCUCCGGUCCGGCCCAAAGGUUUGGUCUCCAUGGCGAUAUGUGACUCCUCCGAGGACCAGCAGUGGCAGCUGGAGGUCUGAGGAGACCUGGGUCAGGACCUGGAUCAGGACUGGAGGUCUGGAUCAGACCUGAAUCAGUGUUUUAAGGUGUUUUAAGGUUUUAAAGGUUUUUUACAUGUGAAUGUUUUUUGAUUUUGUUUUCUGUUGAUUCAUCAUUCGUCAAUAAAAAUUUCUGUGACUCACUCACUGGUUUCCAUGGAGACAGGAUGACAUGAGGAGGAGGAGGAGGAGGAGGAACCAGACAAUAACAAUAAAAAGUUCUCCUUCUUGUUUUCUGUAAGUUGACUUUCUCUGUCUGACUCACCAUCGCCACCUAAUGGUUCCUCACCAGCACUUUAAUUGAUUGGUUAAUUAAGUAAUUAGUUGAUUAAAUGUCCGAUUCUUUUGUGUUUGACGUUUUAAAUUUAAAUAAAGUUUUUUUUCGUGAA